Cherax quadricarinatus is the source of this 6305-nucleotide messenger RNA. Lineage: Eukaryota; Metazoa; Arthropoda; Malacostraca; Decapoda; Parastacidae. The record is from RefSeq and is a predicted model, not a curated record.
GGUUCCUGGCGCCCGAAAUGAAAGGAAGAUGUCGGCAGCGUCCCUGGCAUCGUACGUCAUUGGUAAACUGUCGAGAAGCGCGCCCCUGGAAACGGCAGGCAACGACAUGACUGGAAGGUCGCGAAGUGCAUCAUCUACUCCAAGACUUACGGCUGUAUGGAGGGUCAAAUCAACUCCGUACGAAAUUCCUGUUCCGAACACAUCGCCGUUUAAGGAAGAUGGAUCUUUGUUGAGGCUCCUGAGGGCUAAGUCCAUGCCAUCGCUGGUCAGGGAAGUAGAUUUCACUUCACGAAGUGUAAGAGUCUCUUCACCUACGUCAUUCCUCACUCCUGGUGAUAGGUACACCAGAAGCCCUUCCCCCUCCCCUCUUAGGAGUAGCUUGGUGAAUCCAAGAUUAAGUUUCGACCUCGGUGAGGGAUCAGACUCCACAGGUGCUUCACUGAUUACUCCGAUGAAUAGUCCCCGUGACGAGUCCCCGGCAGAGCACCGCAAACUCACCCGCUCUGCCUCUGAUGGACACAUCUGGGCCAGACGCAAGACACAUCUCAGAGAUGUUAGAGACGAAUUUCCCGCUGGUACUCUGCCUUCAGUCAAGAAUCUGAAGAUCAAGUUUGACAGGAACCUAGAAGGGAAACCCGAAAAUAACGCUGAAAGGCACGGGAGAACCGUUUCUAGAAAAUUACCACACAGUUCAUCAGAUGAAGGUGACUGUCCUGGAGGUGACACUGCAUCGCAACAUGUUACCACGAGGAGAAAUAGUAGACACGAAAGUUUGGAGAGGUGGGAAACAGAUGCUGUCGAAGUUGCUCGCUUAGACCUGCAGAAACCUCGGAAGUCGAUCGGGGAACUUAAACAACGUUUUGAAGUUUGUGUGUCCAGCACAGAGGAUGACACACUCCCCACAACACAACUCGGUAUACACCAGACGAAUCUAGAGACGCGUGUGAGGUAUACCGAGGAAACUUCACCACCACGAAAACCCAUCACCGUUGAAAGUCAGUCUGAGAGGAAAUCUAGGCACAGAGUGAAGAACAUAGAUGGAACCGCUCGCCCUCGAGCCAAGAGUGAACCAAACCCUUCAGCCAUCCGGCGGCUGAGGUACGAGCCUUCACAUGUAUCAGUGCGGAAGCUCAAGAUGCAGUUUGAAAUACAGGCAACAAUAGAGACAGACUACUCAAAGAAGCCUGUCCCUAUACAGAAACUAGUGAACAACUCCCGAAAACACUGCCCAAGGAACCAUCACUCCUACCAACUGCAAAAUAUGGUGUCUGCUCAAAAUAUAGUAAAGGAAAACGAAAAAGAGAGACGAUUUAGGUCUGAACUCCCAGAACGUAGCACACAACCCACACAAGUAAGCAUUGAUAGCAAGAUAACUCCUUCAGUGAAGAAACUUAAGAAGCAGUUCGAAGAGGCAGUAUUGGCUCAAUAUCAAGGUAAGAGCGUUGAAAGAGAUGAUCCCAACAGGCCAAGAACAACUAUUAAAUCUCAGCUCAGGACCCCUUUCGAAGGCAAUAAUGACAGUCAAGAGUCCGAUAACACGAAGAGGGAGGCAGACCAAGCGCCUGCACCUCAAGCACUCUCAUCUACUUUGGUAAAAGAUCUUCUACGGCAGUUUGAGACCCUUUCCCCCGAAGAAUCCCCCUACGAAGGAGGCCAGAAAUUCUUAUUUGAGCAGGUUCCUGAAACAAAAAUCGAGCAGAAGCCUCCUGAUGAUGCCAAAGCUGCAGAAGUUGUCUCACACACUCUUGCAGCAAAGAGAUUAGAAACAGAAUCUAUCUUCAAGGUUGAUGAAUACAGUUUCCCAGAUGACAAGGAGUCUACGAUCGCGAGUAAGAUAGAGGAGAUUCACAAGAGGUCAGCAUCUUCCAGUGAUGAAAUUCUUAUUACAAGAAUGACAUGUAAUAUAACUGACGAUGCUCAGGAGAGGAACCAGAAAGUCGAUGACGAUUGGUCAAAGAAAGAGAAAGAAGUGAAAAAUGAGAGUAAAGAGCCAAAACGGAUAACUGAAGGAAAAAAUGUGCAAGAACAUGAAAAAGCAGAAGAGACGACCAAAGACAAAAUACAUAAUGGACAAGAGAAACAGCAACUGGAGGGAAGACAAAGAGUAGAAGACAGCGAGAAAGAGGAAACGGAGCGGAAACUAAAGCAGGCAAAACCAAGAGAAUGUAAAGAGAAAGAAAUACUUCAAGAACGAAAGAAUAAAGAGAAAAUUUCACAAGACAGAAAAAAGACGGAGAAAAUUGAAACUCAAAACAAGGAAAAGGAAAAAGUGAAGAAACAAGCAGAUGAACGAGAGGAGGAAGUAAAACCCGGGAGAGAGAGAAAGGAGAAACCAGAAGAAACUAAAGAAAAACACAGAGAAAAUGGGAAUGAAAUGGAAGGUAAGAUCCAACUAACGCUAGAUACAGAAGAAUGGCAGGAAAGUGAAGAGAAAGUGAACUUACAUAUUCCCUCUGAUAAAAAGGAAGAGCUUGUGAAGGGAAAAAGUGGAAGUAUUGAGAAAACAGCUGAAAUAAAACAAGAAAGCCAACCAGAGGGAUUUGAAGACAAUGGACAAAAAACGAGUGUGUUUGCUGAUGAGUUCGCCAGCACUCAGGGUAAUGAGUGCACAAGUGACCAGUCCAGAAACGUUCUCUUGCAGCUAGAGGAUUCUCCUCUUCAGUCUUCCGAACACAAAGUAGGUCAACUGAUUGAUAGGUUUACUAACCUCCUCGAUGUUGAUUUUGAUAAACUAGAGAUUGGUCAGCCUCAGUCCAGUGAAGAUGAGGAGAGGCGUCUCUCCGAUGUUGCAGCACUGGUCGGCAAGUUUGCCAAGUUAAAUAAGAUCAGACACUCUUCCUCAGAGUCUGAUGAAGCUUCUGAAGGUCCCACAAGUGCUGGGAAGACGGAGGCUGCGCCAAUCCCAACUAUUCCAGCCAAUACAAUACCAGGAAAAGUCCGCACGCUUAAAGCUGACGAAUUACGUUUCUUCGAGACUGGCAACACCAGCGAGCCAUUCAUCAGGAGUCAGUCUCUCAGGACGAAGAAAACCGAGCCGCCUCCAUUCGUAAAACGUCGAAGUGGAUCAAUGCGAGAAAAGAAAAGUGGGAAUACUUUGCUGCCACCAGAGGACAGCACCAAUGCAGCCAAAGCUCUACCACGAAAUUGCCGACCACUUCGACCUGAUGAACUUCGCUUUUUUGGCAUGGGGAAUAACAAUAUAUACACCGUAAGGGAAGUAAAUACAUCCAAAGAGGAAGUGAAAGAGAACAAACAAGAGUCAGAAUUCAACCAGGAUUUUCGUCUAGCUAGCCAGGGAAAUCAGUGUCAACACAACGGAUUCCCUGGCGAUGAUCAAAAGCCCUCAACAAACUACGAUUCUGACUCUGAUUCAGAAGCAAGCAUCCUGAGAGAUUGUGACUCGUGUGAUUCAGAUGAAAUUCAACUCGUAGAUGAAACAAUUGAGUUAGGUGAUACCUUUAAGAGUUCCGAAGAAACUGAAAUCUCUGAUUGUGAGGAGAAUCUGAGCUGUGAAAUAAAAGAAAUCGCUUUAAUGAAUACUGGAACUGAAGAACUAUUGGAACCAGUCGAAUGGGACCAAGUGGGUGAGGAAAAUUUCCUUGUAUUCUCCCUUAGAGGUUCCACAAUUAAUGAAGAGUAUGGCCUUACAAGUAUGGCUAAAAAAGAAAAUGGGUGUGCCACUGCAGUCACAGAAAACGAUGCUUCUAUUUACAUUAGAGAGGGAACUAUACUAGAGACGAGAAGUGUAACAGAAAAUACAUUGCAAGGUGCGAAGGGCAUACUGGCAGAAGCUAAGCUGUGCAGAAACGGCAGUGGGUGUUACAGGGAGAUGCACGAAGUUAGUAACAGAGAAGUACAGUGGACAGAGAAAGUUACUCUAAGAAAUAUUGCAAAUUCAGCAACUGUGUUGAAAGAUUUUCAUGUGCAGAUACCACCACUGCCUCAUGUUGAUACGUACAGUAGUGGGAGAGGAGAAUUUACCGAAGAAUUAGGAAGUGCGGAACAGAGAGUAGCACAACUGAAGGUAGAGUCGGAACUAAUACAAUUUUCAGAGAACACCAGUCAAGAUAAUCACAAGAACAUUGACCAGCUUCAGCAAGUGACGGGUUAUGAGGCAAAAGACGACGCUGCACACUGCAUCCAAGAAACUGAGAAUAACAUAAAUGAUGAGCCCCAGAGGUUAUAUAAUAUACCAGUGAGUGUCAGAGCCUCAAGUAACUAUGAAGAGGAACUGGUUACUCCAGAGGACGCGUGUGAGAGGGAGGAGGAGGAGGACGACAGUGAGAACACCAGCUCAGACACUGAUCUUGGACUCGUCGACGAAGCCUUCUUGAAAAUGGAAGACGAAAUCGACCAAGAAACUCGUGCAGUUCCACUCAGCUUCGAAAUAGACUGGUUACAACCUGAUUUAAAUAAACUGACGAGAAAAGCAGAAAGAGUAAAAGCUGAGAAACACACUAAUACUGUUAAAAGCACACCGAGUUUCUUGCACAAUGCAGAAGACCUGUUGUGCCUGGGAGGCCUGAGUGACGAUGUUAUAAACCACGAUGAGCAAGCCGUGACUGACAGUAAGAUCUCACUUCUUGGGAGAGAGAGAAGUGAAGAGGUGAGAGAGAUAUAUCUUGCUUGUUCUGGGAAGGACGAGGAAGAAGAAAGGAUAGAAGACGUGUACCUAGAGUGUUUUGACUUCAGUAAUGAGCAACACGUUACUUUAUUCAGCCUCUUAGUGUCAGCAGUGACGCUCAUGAUAGCAUUAGCCUCCAAUUAUUUCUUAUCCUGAUUGACCUUAAUGUUGAAAUUAGAAAAGUAUAACAUUAAUUAGUCAUAAUUGUAAGGCAACUUUAUCAAAUUAAUUUAAGUGUUAUAUAAAAUACCUGUUUAACAUUUACCCAACAGUGUAGCAAACAUUGAGAAUUUUCCCUACAUUGACUGUAAACAUUAAUGGCAUUGUCUGUGGCACUAGGUGCUCCCCCCUCAUCCCAAGACGCUGUAUGACCCCCCCUCAUCCCAAGACGCUGUAUGACCCCCCCCUCAUCCCAAGACGCUGUAUGACCCCCCCCCAUCCCAAGACGCUGUAUGACCCCCCUCAUCCCAAGAAUCUGUAUGACCCCCCCCUCAUCCCAAGACGCUGUAUGACCCCCCUCAUCCCAAGAAUCUGUAUGACCCCCUCAUCCCAAGAAUCUGUAUGACCCCCCCUCAUCCCAAGAAUCUGUAUGACCCCCCCCUCAUCCCAAGACGCUGUAUGACCCCCCCUCAUCCCAAGAAUCUGUAUGACCCCCCCCCUCAUCCCAAGAAUCUGUAUGACCCCCCCCCUCAUCCCAAGACUCUGUAUGACCCCCCUCAUCCCAAGACGCUGUAUGACCCCCCCCCUCAUCCCAAGACGCUGUAUGACCCCCCCUCAUCCCAAGACACUGUAUGACCCCCCCUCAUCCCAAGACGCUGUAUGACCCCCCCUCAUCCCAAGACGCUGUAUGACCCCCCCUCAUCCCAAGACUCUGUAGACCCCCCCUCAUCCCAAGACGCUGUAUGACCCCCCCUCAUCCCAAGACUCUGUAUGACCCCCCCCCCCUCAUCCCAAGACGCUGUACGACCCCCCCUCAUCCCAAGACGCUGUAUGACCCCCCUCAUCCCAAGACUCUGUAUGACCCCCCCUCAUCCCAAGACGCUGUACGACCCCCCUCAUCCCAAGACUCUGUAUGACCCCCCCUCAUCCCAAGACUCUGUAUGACCCCCCCCUCAUCCCAAGACGCUGUAUGACCCCCCCUCAUCCCAAGACUCUGUAUGACCCCCCCCUCAUCCCAAGACGCUGUACGACCCCCCCUCAUCCCAAGACGCUGUAUGACCCCCCUCAUCCCAAGACUCUGUAUGCCCCCCCCUCAUCCCAAGACGCUGUACGACCCCCCCUCAUCCCAAGACUCUGUAUGACCCCCCCCUCAUCCCAAGACGCUGUAUGACCCCCCCCUCAUCCCAAGACUCUGACCCCCCCCUCAUCCCAAGACUCUGUAUGACCCCCCCUCAUCCCAAGACGCUGUAUGACCCCCCCCCCCCCUCAUCCCAAGACUCUGUAUGACCCCCCCUCAUCCCAAGACGCUGUAUGACCCCCCCCCCUCAUCCCAAGAAUCUGUAUGCCCCCCCCCCGUGAUUAAUCUAUCCCUCAGGCUGGAAAGUUGUUAUUCAACUACAGGAACAAAUAAAUCUUUUAAGAAAGUUUAAGUAUUUAAUAAUUUUUAUCAAGUGAAAAACUUGGUUUUCCUAAUGAUUGUUUUUGGUGAAAAUUGUUGACUUAAUACGAAUUAUAAUGGAAA